CUGGAGAAAGCGAAACACUGGCUACGUGUAACUGUCGCCAGGUAGAGACGUAAAGCGCGGCUGUCGCAAUGCUGUAUCGUGAGACGAGCGAUGCCUGUGUCGGCGACUUAUGAUGUGCUCUAUGCAGAAGCGUCACCAAGACCCGGCCAUUAGACGGGACGCAGCAGCAUGUUCUACUCCGGCCCUCUGGUAGUUCUUACCUCGUAACUAUGAGUGCUGACGGCGAGCCGCCCGGGGGCUUCAGCAAGAGGCUGCUGGUGACCGGCGGCGCGGGCUUCAUUGCCUCCCAUAUGAUCAUUUCACUGGUUGAAAACCAUUCCGAUUACCUAGUUAUCAAUCUUGAUAAGCUUGAUUAUUGCGCCAGCUUGAAAAAUCUUGAUGCUGUUUCAAGUAAACCAAAUUAUAAGUUCUUACAGGGGGAUAUCUGCGACUCGCACUUCAUAAAGCAGCUCUUUGGAACAGAAAACAUAGACGUGGUUCUCCAUUUUGCCGCGCAGACCCAUGUAGAUCUAUCAUUUUUGGAAUCCUUUAAGUUUGCGUAUGUGAAUAUCUAUGGAACGCACGUUCUUCUUAAUGCUGCCUAUGAAGCUGGAGUGGAAAGGUUUGUCUACAUAAGUACAGAUGAAGUUUAUGGUGGAAGUCUCGAUGAGGAAUUUGAUGAAACAUCACCAAAACGGCCAACGAAUCCAUAUGCGGCGUCCAAAGCAGCUGCAGAAGGCUUUGUGCUGUCUUUCUGGGAAAGAUACAAGUUUCCAGUUAUUAUCACCAGAAGCAGCAAUGUGUAUGGACCACAUCAGUACCCAGAAAAGGUUAUACCAAAGUUUAUCUCCUUACUGCAGCACAACAGAAAAUGCUGUAUCCAUGGUUCUGGAAGACAAACCAGGAGUUUUCUGUACGCCUCUGACCUAGUGGACGCCAUACUGACCAUUCUGAAGAUGGGGAAGGUUGGAGAAAUCUACAAUAUUGGUACCAGUUUUGAAAUAUCUGUCACCCAGCUUGCUAAAGAACUUAUCCGAAUGAUCCAGAAUACCUCCUCCGAAACAGAAACGGAGAAUUGGAUGGAUUAUGUUAAUGACAGGCCUGUCAAUGAUCUUCGUUAUUUGAUGAAGUCUGAAAAAAUGCACAGCUUGGGGUGGAGACCAAAAGUACAGUGGAAGGAAGGCAUUGAAAGAACAAUGCAAUGGUAUAAAAACAAUUUUCACAACUGGAAGAAUGCAGAGAAAGCGUUACAACCGUUUGUUAGUCAAGCAUAGCUCGCACAGAGCGUCGGAUUGUGGCAACACAAGGCAGUAUAACUAUUCUGUUUCUACCUCUGAAGAGGACAUGAAGUGGACGAUGGCAUGGUCCUGGCAUGAUUCUAACAUGUCACGGUGUACAUGGACUGUAGAUCUGCAGCACUGUUUGACAGCCAGGAAAUUAAGUUUAUAGCCAAAGGAUUUAAAAUGGUGGGCAUCUGACACCUGGCACCCUCGCUGAUCAGUUGUUUGAAGGGGCCACAGCGUUUAGAGGAGCGCCUCCUUACAGCUAACCAAGCACAGUACUCUGUAUAGCGGGCUGCGCCUAGGUCAUGUGACCAGUGAACAUGACAUCACUGGCCUAAAAAGAGGUCUCUUCAAACAGCUGAUUGUCGGGGGAGUUGUAAGUCGGACCCCCACUGAUCAGAUAUUGAUGAUCCAUCCCGAGGAUAGGUUAUCAGUAUUUGAAUCCUGGAAAACCCCGAAGCAUUGGAAGAACUACUAUUGUAGAGGUUGCUAUGGAGCCCACAAUCUAGCAUGAAACUAACCUACAGAGCCACGCCAACUAAUAAGCUGCUUUUCAAAAGUGCUAAAGGUGGUGGUAAAUGGCAAAAAGUUUAAAAGUUUGGCGAAAAGCAGCAAUGGCGCCAAAAUGUAUGGCUCUUCUGUACCAAAAAAUUUGCAUACAAACGUGAUAUAUUUCCCCCAAUGUUUUUUACAGGCUGAAAAUACAACACUGAUUUCGGGAGCAAUCGGCAUCAGAAAUCCAUGUGUUAGUUUCACAUAUUCAUCGAAAUCCGGCAGGAAUCAGGCAAUCAGGCCAUUCUGGCCUGCUGGACCCCAUUGACUAUAAUGGGAUGCGGUGGGGAUUCGGCUUCUCCCUGGCAUGCAUGCCGGGAUUUGGCCAGACAAAAACCAUUACGUGCAGUAAUUUCUAUCCAGCCGAACCCCAGCUCAUAUGCUAGCAAGCAGCCAGAUGCCCUCCACAUCUAGUCAAUGGGUUCCUGCGGGCACGGGCCACUAUUCGGCUACGCCGGAUCUAUAGAAUUCCAGCUGGCUGUUCUCUGACGGAUUUCUUUGACGCAUUCGUGAAAGUGGCCUUAUUGCGUUUUGUUGUACAAUGAACUACAAUACUGUGGUUUGUUAGUGUAUUUUAUGCAUUAUAGUCAAUGGGACCGGAGCGGACUUCCAGCGGCACUACAGUCGGCCGUAGAAGGCUGCCUCUAAUGUGAAAGUAGCCUUAGGCGCACCUCCGGCAGUCCUUGCGCAAAAACUAUUCCAGCGCCUGACUGGAGUCGUUUUUCACGAACACUCAGGUGUAAGUGUUAGUAAACUCGCCAGGGCCAAUGUUCGAAGUGUGGAACGCAGUGUAAAAAUGCCCGUGUGACAACAGAUUAGCGCAAAUGUUUAAAAAAAAAGUUGCAGAAAGAGUCUUGUGACUAUUUUUAUUCCAAAAAGUAGAUGGCCCCCAAUAUUAUUAGUAAGUGACUGGUUUUAUGGGAACAUAAUCAUUCUUCUAUCAUUUUACAUUACGGUAAGUGUUUGUCACCUACAUUAGCAGGUCAUCACUGAGGGCAGCAAGUUCUUGACGUUCCCGCCAAAGUCUAGAAUGAUAUGAAGAGGAAGAUUUACUAUGAUAGACAAUUGCACUUUACCUUUCAGUUGGCAUUGGCGCGAGGCUUCUGCUGCAGGUCCGAUAUGGAAAUGUCUAUUUAAAUGUAAUUAACUGUAUUACACGGUAAACGGAAGUCUGAAAUGUGAGAUUUUUAAAUUUUCUACUGUAAAAUGUUGUCUAUUAAGUGCCUAAUAAAGAAAACAUUUGUAAUUUAGUAAUAAACAUGGUAAGUUUUAUACC
Molecule: messenger RNA, 3090 nt
Organism: Bufo gargarizans (Asiatic toad)
Lineage: Eukaryota; Metazoa; Chordata; Amphibia; Anura; Bufonidae
Gene: TGDS
Product: TDP-glucose 4,6-dehydratase
Exons: 12
Coding region: 210-1253 (347 amino acids)
Biological process (GO): nucleotide-sugar metabolic process
Molecular function (GO): dTDP-glucose 4,6-dehydratase activity
Source: RefSeq, a predicted model, not a curated record